GAUGUGGAGUGCGUAUCUAAAGGUGAAGGUUGGAUCCGAAAUCACAAGUUGGUGAAUCUGCUGGGUCUUUCUCAGGACGUGGAGUUGUGUUCCUCCGUGUGCUUGCAAGCAAUAACAGGUGACAAUGUCUGAUCCGACGCCCAACCGCAACCCAGAAAUCAAAUACAAACAACUGUUCAUCAACAAUAAGUGGGUGGAUGCUAAGAGUGGCCGCACCUUCACGACCUUGAACCCAUGCACAGGGGAGGUAAUCUGUGAGAUUCAGGAGGCAGACAAGAUCGAUGUAGACCUGGCAGUUGCAGCCGCCCGAUCGGCCUUCAGGACGGGGUCAACAUGGAGGACGAUGGACGCAUCCAAGAGAGCAGCUCUCAUCAACAAGUUUGCCGAUCUACUGGAGCGAGACAAGGAAUACAUUGCGAGCCUGGAGACUCUGGACAAUGGGAAGCCAUUCCUGGAUUCUGUGGACGACAUUGGAGCAACCAUUGACUGUUUCCGCUACUUCGCUGGCUGGUGUGACAAGAUCACUGGUCAGACUAUCCCUGUCGAUGGAAGUUACUUCACAUUCACUCGGCGUGAGCCUGUUGGUGUCUGUGGACAGAUCAUCCCGUGGAACUACCCCCUGGCCAUGGUGUCCUGGAAGUGGGCUCCUGCACUCGCCUGUGGCUGUACCGUCGUGAUGAAGCCUGCCGAGCAGACCCCCAUUACUGCCCUGUAUGCAGGGGCACUUAUCAAGGAGGCUGGAUUCCCCCCUGGGGUGGUCAACAUUGUCCCUGGAUUUGGUCCCACAGCCGGCGCCGCCAUUGCUGAACACAUGGACGUGGACAAGGUGGCCUUCACAGGCUCCACUGAAGUCGGCCACCUCAUCAUGCAGGCUGCGGGGAGGAGCAACCUGAAGAGGGUCAGUCUGGAGCUUGGGGGGAAGAGUCCCCUCAUCAUCCUGGCUGAUGCUGACGUUGAGGAUGCGGCCAUGUGGGCCCACGCAGCCAUCAUGACCAACCACGGCCAGAACUGCUGUGCAGGGUCAAGGACGUUUGUGCAGGAAGGGAUCUACGACAAGUUUGUGGAGGUUGCGAAGACCAUGGCGGAGAACCGAGUUGUCGGAGAUCCGUACGAUGUCAUGACGCAGCAGGGGCCUCAGGUUGAUGAUGCCCAGUUCAAGAAGAUCCUGGACAUGAUAAAGAGUGGCAAGGAUGAGGGAGCCAAGUUGCAGUACGGGGGAGAGAGGUGGGGCGACAAGGGCUACUUCAUCAAGCCCACAGUGUUCUCGGAUGUGACGAACAACAUGAGGAUUGCCAGGGAGGAGAUAUUCGGGCCUGUGCAGUCUAUCAUCAAGUUCCGUGACGUGGAGGAGGUUCUGGAGAGAGCCAACGCCACCAAGUACGGUCUGGCGGCAGGCGUCAUCACAAACGACAUCAACAAGGCGCUCGUGUUGUCACAGAAGCUCCAGGCUGGCAGUGUAUGGGUGAACUGCUAUGACAUCGUCACCUGUCAGACACCAUUUGGAGGCUUCAAGAUGUCUGGGCAAGGGAGAGAACUGGGUGAGGAGGCCCUAAAGCAAUACACAGAGACCAAAACAGUGACCAUCAAAAUCCCACAGAAGAACUCUUAGCAGCCAUCUUGGAAGGAAGAGCUUUGAUUCUAUGGAAGAGAAGUUGUGCCAUAAUUGUAUGGUUAGCUUCAAUCACAUAUAUACAAACAGAUGUGUGUGAAUUGUUGCUUUCCACUUUACACAUUUUCCAGAUUAUCUGUAUCCAUGGUAACCAGUUUUCUAAAUCUAUAUAUUUACACAGAUAUCUGUCUUUUAGUGCUCUGUGCACUGAACAAAGUAUUUCAUAGAUCACACAGAGUGCACGCAACCCAGAAGUCCUGCAGGGUACAAUAUGAAUGGGUUACAGUUCACCUCCCUGUUGUUGCUCCUAUACUGUAACAUGGACGAGACUGUCAUUCAAUAAAGCCUUGUUUUUCUGGCAUAUAUUUGUACGCACAAAGACGAGGUGCCGAGAACUUUGACCCAUGGAGUGUCAGUGACUGUUCUGGCAGGGGUUACUACAGUGAAGGGGUGAGUGCAUGGUCAACAGUUGACCUAUACUAGAUGAAGGGCAUUUAUUUCAGGAAUAAAAUUGUGUUUAUAGUCA
Molecule: messenger RNA, 2135 nt
Organism: Haliotis rufescens (red abalone)
Lineage: Eukaryota; Metazoa; Mollusca; Gastropoda; Lepetellida; Haliotidae
Product: aldehyde dehydrogenase, mitochondrial-like
Exons: 15
Coding region: 125-1609 (494 amino acids)
Molecular function (GO): aldehyde dehydrogenase (NAD+) activity
Source: RefSeq, a predicted model, not a curated record